Messenger RNA from Paramecium primaurelia, 1314 nucleotides. NCBI's taxonomy places the organism in Eukaryota, Ciliophora, Oligohymenophorea, Peniculida, Parameciidae. The record is from the annotation of a GenBank genome assembly.
AAAAUGGGUAACUACUUUAAUCAACCAGCCAAUCCUAAUUAAGGAUUAUUACAAUUUUUAAGAUAGCUCCACUUGCCUGAAAUACAAAAAGUUUCCAAAUAUGUACAAUAAAAUUAUCCAGCAACGAAUGUUUUAUCUUUGGGGGAAUUUUUUGAUGUUUAUCAUGACAUUCUUAAGUAACAUUGUGGUGAAAUGUUUGAGACCCUAGAAAAUAAUCAUAGUACAGAUGGUUUAACAGAUAUUUAUGAGAGUCAAGCAGUUUUAGUAAUUGAUUCAAUUAGAAUUAGAUCAUUUUUUCUGAUACCGAUUUUGCCACCAAAGUUAAGUACAUAAGCUAAGUAUUUGAUUUGGAUAAAUCUUAAAAACUUGAAAAGAUUGAACUUAUUAUGAUUUUCUAAACAGCAAUCAGAGCAUUAUGUAAAAUUGUAAAUAUGAAACCACCUGGAUUUACAGAUAUCGAAUAUUAUGUUGAAGCCAUUUUCAUAGAAAUAGAUAAAAAUCUAGAUCGUACUAUAUCAUAUGAAGAAUUAUAUUCAUGGUUGGAUAACAAUUACCAACUUUAGGAUUUUUUAUUAAAAUACGCUUUAACUUAGACAUUUUAAAAUGCUAAAAGAAGAACUUAAGAGAUUUUCAAUUCAAAAGCUUUGUUUAAACCUAAUUAAGAAUAAUGGAUUUAAGAGUAUAUUAAUUAAGCUGAAGAGAGCUAUAGCUAACUUAUUCAAAGAAAAAAACUAGUUUCUGAUAGGGUCAAGGAUGAAAUCAAUUAUGCUUGGUCAGCAUUCAAGGCAACUGAUAUCAAUAAUGAUGGUACAAUAUCUGUAAGAGAAUUACCUUAUUUAAUUUAUGGAUUUGAAGGAAUAAUUAUUAAAGAAGUCAAAAAAAGAUUUGGUUAAUUAGAUAAAGAUAAAAGUGGAAGCAUUUCUUUAAAAGUAAUUAAAUAAAUAAUCAUAUUAGGAAUGGUUUAAUUUCUUAUAAUUAGAUUAAGGAGUAGAAAUGUGUAAAUCUAUUGUUAAGAGAUAUUUUCUUAAAAGGGAUACAAAUAAUGUAGGUAGUCUUAACAACUAGUAAUCCUGUUAAGUAUUAAGAGACACUCUUUCAAAUGAUGGAUUUGAAUUAUACUUUAAAGGUUUUGAAAGUUAUAUUAAUGAGCAUUCAACUUUGGAUAAAGUAUUAAUUUAUUUAUAUUAAUAGAUGUCAAUUUAACAAUUAUAAGAUUUUGUAGAAGGUCCUAUGAAGAGAAUUAUAUAGGAUAAGUAAGAACUAAUGGAAAAAGAAAAAGAAAGAAAAUAGGCAUAAAAUGAAAAAAUAAUAUGA